AAUCUGCUCCUAAAUCACUUGCUGCUAUAAGAAAGAAGUCCGGACUAGGAGGCUAUCGUCACCGCUGGAAGAAACACCUAGGGAUUAAUCCUAGGGCGGGCGUAGGAUCUUAUAUCUAUUGGAAUUGGUUAUUAAUUUACAUAUUACGUAGUACGAGUAAUUUAUUCAGUGUUUGUCUAGUUUCAAAUGGAUUAGAGAAGUUAUUUAAUGGUUGCUAAUUGUAACUAAACUAGAAUAAGCUUUGUUUGCUGUGAUUCUUGUAUUUCUGUUUACUAUUGUUUCAUUUCAGUUUGGUUUAAACGAUAAGAGCGGAGCAACCCUAACCCCGUCGCCGCCCGCCGCCCGCCGCCCGCCGCCCGCCGCCCGCCGCCCGCCGCCCGCCGCCCGCCGCCCUCCGCCCGCCGCCCGCCGCCGUCCUCAGGCACUCCUGUCUCCCGGUAUCUCCUCUCUGAAAUGUCGUUUAGACACGUUGCAAGAUCCAGAGUCUUCAUUUCUCUGAUCUCCACUACACAACUCUACCACACACCUGCCGCCGCGGCGAAACUCUCAUGUCCUCCCUUGGCGUCGCCAUUUUUUCCGACCUUUCACUCCGGAAAUGGCCGCGGGUACCACGACGGGCGGCCCAGAGGCCCGCUGUGGAGAGGGAAGAAGAUGAUAGGAAAGGAGGCUCUUUUCGUGAUACAAGGCGUGAAGAGAUUCAAAGACGACGAAGAGAAGCUGGACAAGUUCGUGAAAACUCACGUGCUUCGGCUUCUGAAAUUGGACAUGAUUGCGGUACUCAACGAGCUCGAACGGCAAGAGGAGGUCUCUCUCGCGGUAAAGAUCUUUAAGGUGAUUAGGGAGGAAAAGUGGUACACUCCAGAUGUUUAUCUGUACAAGGACUUGAUAAUCGCAUUAGCUAGACGAAAAGAGAUGCAAGAAGCGAUGGAGUUAUGGGAGAGCAUGAGGAAUGAAGAUCUGUUUCCAGAUUCACAGACAUAUACUGAAGUUAUUAGAGGGUUCUUGAGGGAUGGGUCUCCAGCAGAUGCGAUGAAUGUUUAUGAAGAUAUGAAGAAAUCUCCAUACCCACCAGAUCAGUUGCCUUUCAGGAUUUUGUUAAAGGGGCUUUUGCCACAUCCUUUGCUCAGGAACAGGGUGAAACAAGACUUUGAGGAGAUCUUCCCCGAUCAGCGUGUUUAUGAUCCUCCAGAAGAGAUAUUUGGUUUAAGCUGAUCCAGGUAUAGAUGCAUGUAUGCAUCUUGAAUCCAGUGUUAGAUUUAAUAAACGAUUACAAUUUACAAACUUCACUCAAUCUAAUGAUAUUUGUAUGACUUUGAACUAGCUAAACAACCUCCCUAUUCUUCUAAUGUGUGUAAUCUCAAGAUGUAGAGCUGGUUUUGUAGCCUUAGCGGACUAACCAGAACAAGAAGUUUCUUUGAAUGGCAGACAGGAAGCAGAAUGAGUAUGUUUUUCUUUUCUUUGAACAAAUGGCAGAUAUGAAUUUUAAUUUUUCCUUUCAAGAAAUUCAACCAAACUACCGAAACAGGCUCUCAUACUCAAGAUGGUGUUUAAACAUACAACAGCGCAAUUAGUGUAUAAGCAUCAACCAGAGGGAGCUGUGGGAAGUGCUGAUGGGGCUGAGAUACAUCCCAACUUUUCAGCUCUUAGAAUGUGUGACACUCUUCUUGCACUGUUUUUUGCAUCCAGGAAAAAGAAAUCUCAAAUUAUUCAAACUUCAAAGGCAGUUUUGGUAGAUUAGGAGGCUUUCUUCCGGCCAUGAGAAGACUUCUGAUUCGUAGGAUGUAAUUGUAUAAUCUAUGAAUGUGAGAACUCGGUCGGACUGACUAAUGGGCAUUUGUAAGAAUCAAUAUUCAUAGGAUAUCAAUUCUCAAAACCACAGCUUGUGUAUCUAAGUUUGUUCAAUAUGUUAUGGCUGAAGCGGACUUUGGCUGAUCAAUCCGAUCAGUUCAUCUAUUGUCAGCAAGUAGGAUGGUAUUGACUCUCACAUGAAACGCACAUCGAAUUAUACAAGGCAUAGUAGUAGAACUCGAGAUCCUAGCAGGAUUGGAAAAUGAAUCAAAGGUCAUAAAUUGCAAGAUCGUAACCCAUAUGUAAGAUCCUAUUAUAUGUGUUCCAACACAUAACAUGCUACACAGUAUAUGACUAUGUGUUCUACCAAUUUCAUACACAUAAUUUACGGGGCAUAUUAAUGUAUAUGUAUGUAUUGCCUGCGCUAGCUACAAAAC
Molecule: messenger RNA, 2225 nt
Organism: Cuscuta epithymum
Lineage: Eukaryota; Viridiplantae; Streptophyta; Magnoliopsida; Solanales; Convolvulaceae
Source: the annotation of a GenBank genome assembly